AGAUCACACUCAGCACCCUCACCACUUAUCUUUUUUUUCUACAAAAAUUCAGAGUCCAAGGGCGACUUGGCGUGAACAUUCGCCUGCUCUCGCCGGCCGUCCGCUUCACUUGAUGCCAGUCCUUGUCACUUGUCAGACUCCAGUCCAACUCCAACGGCAGCACUCUGCAAUUAGGAAAAACUAAAGAACUGUUAGGAUGGCGAGCUCGCACUGCUGGGAGAGCCCGCCGGCGCUGAACCCGGCCGGCGGAGUGGGUGAGGUCGUCGACGACUUCGGCGGACUCAAGGCCUACGUCGCCGGCUUGGCGGAGGCCAAAGCCGCCGUCAUCCUCGUCUCCGACAUCUUCGGGUUUGAGGCGCCAAAGCUGAGGAAGAUAGCAGAUAAUGUUGCUUUGUCAGGUUACUUGGUUGUAGUGCCAGAUUUCCUGCAUGGGGAUCCAUUCGACCCCAGCAAUCCCAAUAAUCGUGCAAUGUGGUUGCAGGCACAUUCUCCGAAAAAGGCAUUUGAAGAGGCAAAACCAGUAAUUGCUGCUCUAAAGGAGAAGGGAGUGGCAAUCAUUGGGGCUGCAGGUUAUUGCUGGGGAGCAAAGGUCGUUGUCGAGCUGGCAAAAGUUCACGAGAUCCAGGCAGCUGUAUUGUUACACCCGUCUUUACUUACUGUUGAUGACAUUAAAGAGAUCAAAUGCCCCAUUUCUAUACUUGGAGCUGAAAUUGACAAAGCAUCACCCCCAGAAUUGUUGGAGGAGUUUGAGCAGAUCCUGUCAGCAAACUCUGGGAUAGAGCACUCCGUCAAAAUUUUCCCUGGCGUAGCGCAUGGAUGGGCUGUGAGAUACAGUGACGAUGAUGUGGCUGCUGUGAGUAGUGCUGCGGAAGCUCUGCAUGACAUGACCCACUGGUUUAAUAAAUACCUGAAGUGAAAUCUGAAGUUGUAUCUUGAAAUUUAAAGACGUCUUGACAGAUCAUCGUGUGACUGUACCAAUUGUGUUUGUGGCCAUUUUGGAGUUUGGACUUCCGUUUUCAGUUUAUUUUUUUCUCGAAUACGCAGGAAGUCUGCGCAUCAUUUUUAUUAAGAAGGAACGAAAUUAAGUACAAAGACCGGCUGGCCAGGCUGGCUGCUCAAACUGGGCUAUAUGAUUGAAACAAAAGUUUUUAGUUUUUUUUUU
Sorghum bicolor (sorghum) is the source of this 1162-nucleotide messenger RNA. Its product is annotated as endo-1,3;1,4-beta-D-glucanase. The transcript has 7 exons. Bases 197 to 916 code for a protein of 239 amino acids. Lineage: Eukaryota; Viridiplantae; Streptophyta; Magnoliopsida; Poales; Poaceae. The record is from RefSeq and is a predicted model, not a curated record. Gene Ontology annotation, molecular function: hydrolase activity.